AUGUUCCCAUCUAUCUGGGCCUUCUCAAAUCUCAAUUCUAACCCAACGCACAGCCGGCGGCGCGGCACAAAGCCGCCGCCGCAUCCGGCCAUCCCGGUCAUCUCCGGCGGCGGAUGCUCUCUCUCUCUCCGAUCCGCUCUACGCCCUCUGCAUUUCUCCCAGGGCGCGCGCGCAUCCCCUGACCUCCAGCUCCUUCGUUUUGCAGGCAGCGGCAUAGAUGACUGCCCCAACCCCAGGAGGAGCGCCGCGGCGCCGGCGGCCGGUCUCCCCGACGACGCCAUCGUGGAGAUCCUCUCCCGCGUCCCCGCGAGAUCCGUCCAACGAUUCAAGUGCGUCUCGAGAGCCUGGCGCGGCCUCAUCGCCGACCCCCUCCACAGCAAGCGGCUCCCCCAGACCCUCGAAGGCUUCUUCUGCAGCGACGUCGAGUUCCGCCACGGCGUUGGCGGCGCGGCCGCCCCUUGGAACAUCCGCCGCCAUGUCCACAGGAGUUUCGUCAGUCUCCCCGGAAGGGUUUCGGAAGCUCAUGGCUCACUGGGCUACAUCGUCUGCAAUCCGGCCACGGAGCAGUGGGUGGCCGUGCCCAGCGCCGGCCGCUUCUACCCGGUUUCCCAAGCACAAGCACCCACCUAUUUGAUUGCUGAUCCGGCCAUGUCGCCACACUUCCACUUGGUCCACAUCUGGCAGAACGAUUUUCUGGGAGAAAUUGAUGUGUGCACCUACUCGUCCGAGUCCGGGGCAUGGUGUCACAGGUCCAGUGAUCGGAGGCAGUGGCAAGAAGGAGGUGGAUGGGAAGAAUGGGUUAAUGGUGGAGCCAUGAUAAAAUCCAUGUUGGGCAGUGUCUUUGUUAAGGGUGUGCAGCGUUUUGUCAUCUUCGACGCACGCAAGAAGGGCGAUGUGAUAUCUGGGGUGGAUAGGGAAGGGAAGACAUGUAGGAACAUCAGCUUGCCGGAUGAGUGUGGCGGUUCUGCUCUUCUUAUUGGCCAAUCUCAAGGACUCCUGCACUACGUGAGUGAACAUGUGGAUCAUGAAGGCAACCGCUCACAAUGGUCUGGAUUGUCUGUUUGGGUUCUUGAGGACUAUGAUACAGAUGAGUGGGUUCUCAAGCACAGGGUGAGCUUCUUGAAGCUGUUUGGGAAAACGGACUGCAGUGCUGGUUUUGAAUACAAUGUGCUCGCCAUUCAUCCAGACCGCAACAUGAUUUUCCUUCUUCAGAACAUCAACAGGAAAUUGAUAUCAUAUGACAUGGACAGCAAGGAACUGCAGGCUUUGCACACUCUAAGAAGUAGCGAUGGUUUUUUUACUCCAUAUGUUCCCUGUUUCAUGGAGUCAUCAGUGCUGCUUGCAAACAAGGACUGAAAUGUUUGCUUUUGGGGAUACUAGUGAUAGUGGAGGCAUUGAACUGGAAAAUUGAUCCCCAUGUAUGAGAAGUUUGCUGCCCAUUUAAAUGAAAUCAAUUGGUUCUAAUUAGCUGAUAAACCUUGCUGGUGAUUUUUGGCCCAAUUAAUAUGGCAUGCUACUAGUUGUGACACCUGAAACCAACAAGUUUGUCGGGGUUCACAGUGAAGGUGCGUUCACCUUAUCCGUUGUUCCUGAAGAUACAAUACUUCUAAAAUGUUGGAUGAAGCUAGGCGUGCUGGUCAUAGUUGAGUCUGUUAGCUUGUUUUUUUCUCAUUCAGUUGAGUCUGCACAUGGCUGUAGUGUUUUACUUGUGUGCUGUCGUUGCUCGACACACACUUUGUUCGCGUGGGAGCUGAGUCUUGCGCAUCGUGAUCCGGACUUGUGGGAUGGCACAAGGUGGAGAACGAUCAUGGCGCGCCGUAGAGUGUUCGGCCUUAAGGCCAUGUUCUGUAAUGCAUUGUUAUAUUCAGAAUACAGUCAGAAAACGCAGCACUUGCUGCACCAAAAGUUGUUGUGUUCACUGUGA
This is a messenger RNA of Panicum virgatum (switchgrass), 1924 nucleotides long. RefSeq lists its product as uncharacterized. The transcript is spliced from 2 exons. The record is from RefSeq and is a predicted model, not a curated record. Bases 1 to 1356 code for a protein of 451 amino acids. Gene Ontology annotation, molecular function: protein binding. NCBI's taxonomy places the organism in Eukaryota, Viridiplantae, Streptophyta, Magnoliopsida, Poales, Poaceae.